Molecule: messenger RNA, 1245 nt
Organism: Apis florea (little honeybee)
Lineage: Eukaryota; Metazoa; Arthropoda; Insecta; Hymenoptera; Apidae
Molecular function (GO): N-acetyltransferase activity
Source: RefSeq, a predicted model, not a curated record
AAUUCUUUUUUUUUUUUUUGUCAAAUAUAUUUAAAUAUUCAAUGCAAUUGUUCAUACUUCCUUGACAAUAUUCAAGGAAACUUAACGAGACAGAUAAUUGCGUUUUAUUCAUAACUCAACAAUGUGCAGAGAUAACAGAAACGUUUCCUCAGUAUGCAUGGAUUAUUGGAUGUUGAAAAAUGAAGGCUGCUUAUCAAGACAGUAGAGCUGUACCAACAAAAGCUUUAAUAGAGCGUAGGUCGCUCGAAACUAGCUUCACUCUGCCAGAGUAUCUACAGACGGGAAGGUCGUUUCGCCCUCCCCUCCUCCCCUCCUUGAAUAUUGUUGUAUCUUUGUGCAAACGAGUUGCUCCUUAUUUGAUUCUUCAUCAAUCUGUCAAAACAAAAAGUCAUUUUCACCAUGUCUCUCGAUAGUGACGAUGAACUGGAGUAUAAAUUACUCACCAGAGAUAAGGUGGAGGAUGUUCUGGCUAUACAGGCGGAGACCAUGAAACAGGAAAACCUUGCUAUAGGUUUGGGGAUGUUCGAAGAGGAUGGUGCCCCGGAAGAAAUGAAUCUACUCUUCAGGGAAGUUAUCAAAGAUGGCAUGACGUUGAUUGCCGUUGACAAGAAGACCGAUCAAGUGGCAGCAGUGGCGUUUAACAAGCUUCACGCGAAACGGGGGAAGGGUGAGAAGGACGAGCUGGAUACAUUCAUAGAGGAGAACCUGAAGCAUGAGACGUGUAGAAAAUUGAUCAAGUUUCUCGAUGACAUUGACAAUGUGGAUAUUUUUGAGAGGUACAAUACGAACGGAGCGAUGGAGGUGUUCUAUCUUGGCACCAAUCCACGGUACCAAGGUCGUGGGAUCGGCAGUCGAAUGAUGCAGAAGUGUAUCGAGUUCGGUCGAGGGCUGCUCAAUGGUACAAGGAGAAGAGCUUCGAUCGACGGGAUUAUUCUGGGGCAGAGCGUUAUUCCAGAGAUAAUUUUCGGUGUGUUCGCCUCGAAUUACAGCCAACGAAUCGCAGACAAAUUGGGAUUCGACGUUUUGCACGAAGUUCGCUACGAUGAUUAUGUGUCCAAUGGUAGAAAAAUGUCCGAGAGGAUAGGAGGCGUUCAUAAAACGGCCAGGUUACAGAUUCUAAAAUUGUAAGAGAUAGAUUAGAACGAGUGGAUAAAUAACAGUAGUGCAUUUUUAUAUUUUAUAAAAGUCGUAUUGAGAAUUGUAACAUUGAAUGAAAAUGAGCAAUAAAUAAUACUUAUUCUGAAA